This is a messenger RNA of Plasmodium gaboni, 1611 nucleotides long. RefSeq lists its product as hypothetical. The coding region runs from base 1 to 1611 and encodes 536 amino acids. NCBI's taxonomy places the organism in Eukaryota, Apicomplexa, Aconoidasida, Haemosporida, Plasmodiidae. The transcript has 8 exons. The record is from RefSeq and is a predicted model, not a curated record.
AUGAGUGAAGAUGAUUUUUAUAAUAAUCUAGAGAAUUUUAUCGAAGAAUCUAAAAAGAGAAUUAUAGAAAAAGAAAAAUUAAUAACAAGCGAAAAUGAUGAAGAAAUAGAUAAUAUUAAAGAAGAAACACAAGAAAUUCAAGAAUAUAAUUAUACUAGUUUAAUGAUCCCAUCUGAUGUAAGUUCAGAGAAUAAAUCUGAUACAAACGAAAAUGUGAAACAAGUGCUUAACCUUCAAGAAAGCAUGGACAUAGAAAAAAUAAAAGAAAAGAAAGAAAAGAAAAAGAAACAAGAACUACUUAAAGAUAUUAAUUCUAGUGAUAUCAGAUAUGAAAAGAAAAUAAAAAGAAAGAAAAAAAAAAUAUUUGAAAAUAAGAGAUCUUCAAAAAAAAAUAAAAAUAAUAUAAGAGAUUUUAUUAAUUUAGAAAAAGAUAUAAUUAUUACAAAGACAUUAAUGUAUAAUAAAAAAAAAAAACUUGAUGAUAUAUAUAAAUAUACUAGUAAAAAAGAAAAAACUAUAAACAGCUUAAAUGAAAAUAUGAUUAAAGAAGCAGCUCAUAUGCAAGAAUUGUUAAUAGAGAACUUUAAAAAAACCGAGGAUCUAAUCAAAAAAUUUGAAGAUAUUAGCUCCAGGAAGAAAAAAAAAAAAAAUCAAGUACAGUCGUUGAACAUUGAAAUAAGUAAAUUAGAUGUGGAACUUGAAAAAAAAGAAGAAAAAAUAAAAGAGCUAGAUAAAUAUAAAUUUUUUCUAAACAAAUUAGCGAAUUGUGAAAAAAGUGAUGAUAUGGAGUCGAGUGAAAAAAAAAAAAAAAAUAUUGAUGAUUAUGAUGAUAAUGAUGAUAAUGAUAAUAAUGAUAAUAAUUAUAAUAAUAAUAAUAAUAAUCAUAAUGAUAAUAAUGAUGAUGAUAAAAAUGAACAAUCCACAAUUAACAAUAUGAAUGAGAAAAUAAAAGAAGAAGACAACAUUUUUUCCAGAAAAAUGAAAAAAUAUAUUAAUAAUUCUCAAUUAUUAAUAGACCAUUUUAAUUUAUUGGAAGAAAAACAUUUACAAUUAAUUGAUGAUACUCAAAAUGCUGAGUAUGAAUUAGAAGAAUAUGAAAAGAAAUAUGAAGAUAAAAAAAAAACAUAUGAUAUAAAAUAUAAAGAAAUAGAUAAAAAAAUUCAAAAUAUUAAUAAUUUUAUUAAUGAACAUAAUAAUAAAAUUAUCGAAUAUGAAAUACUUAUGAAAAAUAAAACAGAUCAUAUAUCAUUCAAUAAUAUAAAUAAUAAAAUUGAUUUUAUAUGUACACAAUUUUCUUAUGAUAUUAUCAAUACUAAUGAAAUAAUGAAAAAGUUACAACUAUUAGAAAAUAAAAUUUAUUCUUAUAUUACAACACUUACAAAAUACACAGAAGAAAAUAGCCAACUUGUGUAUGAAUAUCAAAGGGAAAGAGAACAAGAAAGGAGGAAGCAAAUGAGAUUUGAAAUAAAUUUGGAUAGAAAAGGAAACAAUCAAAAUAAACAGUUAAAGAAUAAAAAAGUUAAUAAUAAAAAUUUCAACACAAACACGAAAGAUAAAAAGGAAAAGCGUGAAAACAUAUAUACAAUAUUUGAAAAAAAUUUAUUUAAAUAA